This is a messenger RNA of Nylanderia fulva, 555 nucleotides long. RefSeq names its product Nop10 ribonucleoprotein (gene Nop10). NCBI's taxonomy places the organism in Eukaryota, Metazoa, Arthropoda, Insecta, Hymenoptera, Formicidae. Gene Ontology annotation, cellular component: box H/ACA snoRNP complex. The record is from RefSeq and is a predicted model, not a curated record. Gene Ontology annotation, biological process: snRNA pseudouridine synthesis; ribosome biogenesis; positive regulation of telomerase RNA localization to Cajal body. Gene Ontology annotation, molecular function: telomerase RNA binding; snoRNA binding.
CUUUUGCUUUAUUCUAAAUGUAUGGUGUGAUAAAAUAGGUUAGAGGAAAAGAAACGUGCUAAGGAGAAAAGCUGGUUUUUGUGUAUAUCGCUUUAUAUAAAAAUUUUUAAUUAUAAAAAGAUAUAUAAAGAAAAAAACUAGUUCCAAAAUGUAUCUCAUGUAUUAUUUGAAUGAGAAAGGAGAGCGCGUAUAUACUUUAAAGAAAAUGAAUCCUAAUGGAAAACCUACAUUGUCAGCACAUCCAGCUCGAUUUUCUGUGGAGGACAAAUAUUCAAAAGAAAGGAUUACAAUGAAGAGGAGAUUUGGCCUUCUUUUAACGCAGCAACCACUACCUAGCUUUUAACAUUUAUACAAAUAUAAAAGCAAAUUUUACUGCAGAUGUGGAAUGUAUGUAAAAAUGAGACACUUAUAUACAUACAUAUAGAUUUAAUAAUAUAAUAUGAUUUUAUGCAAACAUAUCUAUAUUGUUAGAAAUAGUUCAUACUUUACAAUAACUUUCUUCAAUGAUACAAUAUAUAAUAAUUCAUACAAAAUAUAGGCAUAUGUAUAUGUAAG